AUGUCCAUUACCAAAAUUCACGCUCGCGAGAUCCUCGACUCCAGAGGCAACCCGACUGUGGAGGUCGACCUGUACACACAUAAAGGACGGUUCAGGGCUGCUGUCCCCAGCGGUGCCUCCACAGGUGUGCAUGAGGCUCUGGAGCUCAGAGAUGGAGACAAGGCUCGUUACCUGGGCAAAGGUGUGAAGAAAGCUGUGGAACACGUUAAUAAGGAAAUUGCACCUAAACUGAUAGAGAAGAAACUGAGUGUUGUGGAACAGGAGAAGAUUGAUAAACUCAUGCUUGAGCUGGAUGGCACUGAGAAUAAAUCUAAGUUUGGUGCUAACGCUAUCCUGGGUGUGUCUCUGGCGGUGUGUAAGGCUGGUGCGGCCGAGAAAGGCGUUCCUCUGUUCCGCCACAUUGCCGACCUUGCUGGUCACAAAGAGGUCAUCCUACCAGUGCCCGCGUUUAACGUGAUUAACGGUGGCUCUCAUGCCGGUAACAAACUGGCCAUGCAGGAGUUUAUGAUCCUGCCAGUGGGGGCGUCUACCUUUCACGAGGCCAUGCGCAUUGGCGCGGAGGUUUAUCACAACCUGAAGAAUGUCAUCAAAGGCAAAUACGGCAAAGACGCCACCAACGUCGGAGACGAGGGUGGCUUCGCGCCGAACAUUCUGGAAAACAAUGAAGCUCUGGAGCUGCUGAAGACUGCCAUUGAGAAGGCUGGAUACACCGACAAAGUCAUUAUUGGAAUGGAUGUCGCUGCAUCAGAGUUUUUCAAGAAAGGAAAGUACGACCUUGACUUUAAAUCUCCAGAUGACCCCAACCGUUAUAUCACAGGAGAGCAGCUGGGAGAUCUGUACAAGAACUUCAUCAAGCAUUACCCUGUCCAGUCCAUUGAGGAUCCCUUUGAACAGGAUGACUGGGCACACUGGUCCAGUUUCACCGCCUCAGUGGACAUCCAGAUUGUAGGGGAUGACCUGACGGUGACCAACCCCAAACGCAUCCAGCAGGCGGUGGAAAAGAAAGCCUGCAACUGCCUGCUGCUGAAAGUCAACCAGAUCGGCAGCGUGACAGAGUCGAUUCAGGCCUGUAAGCUGGCUCAGAAGAACGGCUGGGGUGUGAUGGUGAGUCAUCGCUCUGGAGAGACAGAGGACACCUUCAUCGCUGACCUGGUGGUGGGACUGUGCACUGGACAGAUUAAGACUGGCGCCCCCUGUAGGUCAGAGCGUUUGGCCAAAUACAACCAGAUGAUGAGGAUUGAGGAGGAGCUGGGAGACAAGGCCAAGUUCGCCGGGAAAGAUUUCCGUCACCCCAAGAUCCACUAA
This is a messenger RNA of Chanos chanos (milkfish), 1305 nucleotides long. Its product is annotated as beta-enolase-like. Lineage: Eukaryota; Metazoa; Chordata; Actinopteri; Gonorynchiformes; Chanidae. Gene Ontology annotation, molecular function: magnesium ion binding; phosphopyruvate hydratase activity. Gene Ontology annotation, biological process: glycolytic process. The transcript is spliced from 11 exons. Gene Ontology annotation, cellular component: phosphopyruvate hydratase complex. The coding region runs from base 1 to 1305 and encodes 434 amino acids. The record is from RefSeq and is a predicted model, not a curated record.